Molecule: messenger RNA, 356 nt
Organism: Grus americana (Whooping crane)
Lineage: Eukaryota; Metazoa; Chordata; Aves; Gruiformes; Gruidae
Product: exendin-3-like
Exons: 3
Coding region: 30-356 (108 amino acids)
Biological process (GO): positive regulation of insulin secretion involved in cellular response to glucose stimulus; adenylate cyclase-modulating G protein-coupled receptor signaling pathway; negative regulation of apoptotic process
Cellular component (GO): extracellular region
Molecular function (GO): hormone activity; glucagon receptor binding
Source: RefSeq, a predicted model, not a curated record
CUCGACUUCUGCCUUCUCCAGAAAGACAAAUGCAGAUCGUCCGGUGGCUGUACCUCUCCGGGCUGGUGGUUGCCAUGCUGAUCCCGGCAGGGCGGCAGAUGAGCCCCAAGGACUUGGAUGACACGUCCAGAUGGCAGUCGUACGAAUCCCAAAGCGCCCAAAGCUUCGCCUCCAACAUCAAGCGACACUCGGAAGGCACCUUCACCAGCGACUUCACCCGCUACCUGGACAAGAUGAAGGCCAAGGACUUUGUGCACUGGCUCAUCAACACCAAGCGGUACAGCUCCGCGAAGAGGUCCCCGAAGGAGGAGCCCCGUGGCGUCCCCUUCCCGGCCGCGUUCCCACCGCUCACGUAA